AUGUCCACCACAACAACCUCAACCGCCCCCUCCUCAACAUGCACGGGCCCAGCAAUGUACGAGCUCCCUAUCAAAGACGCCGCAUGCGGAGUCCCCAACAAGACGUCCUACAAAUCCCCCUUCGAGCGCUGCGCAUACCCGGCAGCCGUGCAAGCCUACCACUCCGACUGCGCCCUGUACGCGCCCGCCCUAGACCAGUCCGUCCAGGACCUCAUCGAUUGUCUCUACGGUGCGGAUGUUGCCUGGGAGGAUGUUUGGUGCACGGGCGGCACGAAUAGUACGGCGACGGGGACGUAUGAGACUGCGACGGUGUCGCCUACGGCGAAGGAGACGGCGAAGGAGACUUCGACGAAGGAUGCGGAUGGGGCGGAGGAGACGGGUUCGGGUUCGGGUUCGGGUGAUGAUGACGAUGAUACGAAUGGGGCUGUGGCGUCUAAAGGGCCUGGGCUUGUUGUGUGGGGUUUGUGUGGGUUGCUUCUUACGGGUGUUUUUGGGGGGUUGGUGUAG
Aspergillus mulundensis is the source of this 507-nucleotide messenger RNA. RefSeq lists its product as uncharacterized. The record is from RefSeq and is a predicted model, not a curated record. The coding region runs from base 1 to 507 and encodes 168 amino acids. The transcript has a single exon. NCBI's taxonomy places the organism in Eukaryota, Fungi, Ascomycota, Eurotiomycetes, Eurotiales, Aspergillaceae.